Molecule: messenger RNA, 1361 nt
Organism: Pieris napi
Lineage: Eukaryota; Metazoa; Arthropoda; Insecta; Lepidoptera; Pieridae
Product: metallophosphoesterase 1 homolog
Exons: 8
Coding region: 147-1298 (383 amino acids)
Biological process (GO): GPI anchor biosynthetic process
Molecular function (GO): hydrolase activity
Source: RefSeq, a predicted model, not a curated record
GGUGAAAUGUAUUAAUUAUAAAUUAAGAUAUAAUAAUUAAAUUAAAAAAUAAGUACAUAAAAUAAAAUAUAAAUUUAAUGUCUGAAAUACAUUUCAAAAGGAAGUAAAUGUAGUCGUAAGUGUAUCAGAAAUGGUUGAUUUCGACGAUGCGAUCAAUUUAUAAACGAAGGUUGUUCUUAUGUUUUAAUAAAAUAUUUCCGCAGUUUCUUGUAGGUUUAUUUUUUAUAUAUGUUUACUGUGAAUAUUUAAUUUACUACGUUACACAACUACAAUGUAGAUGGCCUACCGUAGACAAAAAUAUUAUGAAGAACGAAAAGCCAGUUUAUGCCAUGGUUCUUGCAGACAUUCAUCUCCUGGGUUCAAAAAACGGACAUUGGUUAGACAAAGAGCGGCGAGAGUGGCAAAUGCAUCGCGCAUUUCAAACUGCUAUGACCUUACAUAAUCCUGAACUGGUAUUUAUUUUAGGUGACAUAUUUGAUGAGGGAAACUGGAGUUCUCAAAAGGAGUUUAAUGAAUAUGUGGAAAGGUUUAAAAAAUUAUUUGAAAUUCCCAAAGGCACUACUUUGUACGUGGUAGCUGGAAAUCAUGACAUAGGCUUUCAUUAUAAGAUAACUCCACAAUUAUCAAAUAGGUUUGAAGUUGAGCUUAAUGCACCACCAGUCAGGUUAAUUAGUAUCAGAGGAAAUCAUUUCAUUCUCAUUAAUUCUAUGGCCAUGGAGGGUGAUGGAUGUAGUCUAUGCUCGAGAGCAGUUGCAGAGCUUGAGAAAAUUGCAGAUACCCUCAAGUGCAGUAGCGGGUCAACAUUAUGUAAAGGAAAAACGAAGGUAGCAAAGUAUAGCAGACCAAUAUUGAUGCAACAUUACCCACUAUACAGAGAAUCAGAUAGCGUAUGUACUGAGUCAGACGCACCUUUAUCCAGAAGAAAUCUCUUCGAAGAACGUUGGGAUUGUCUUUCAAAAGAGUCCACUGAGUAUCUCAUUGAGAGUUUAUUGCCUCGAGCGGCGUUUGGUGCGCAUACGCACAAUAGUUGUUUGAUACGUCACAGUUUAGUGCCCAGACCGGAGCAUAAAAUAGAGUUUGUUGAAUAUACAGUACCUUCGUUUUCGUGGAGGAAUAGAUUGGAUCCGAAGUAUUAUUUGCUAACCGUAACCCCGUACGAGGUAAAGGUGGCCAAGUGCGAGUUGACCCGAGAGGUAACAAUUCAGGUCACGGCUGUGCUCCUAAUUCUUGCUCUAGUCGUCUAUAUACAAUACUACAAUACGAGGUCUUACAGGCAUCUAUCCGACAAACAGGUUUAAAAGAAGCAUUCCAUUUAAAAGUGAAAGAUAUUUGUAAUUUCUUCAAUUAAAUGCUAAAUUAUA